Messenger RNA from Penicillium nucicola, 2427 nucleotides. Its product is annotated as lysophospholipid acyltransferase family protein. The record is from RefSeq and is a predicted model, not a curated record. Bases 1 to 2427 code for a protein of 808 amino acids. Lineage: Eukaryota; Fungi; Ascomycota; Eurotiomycetes; Eurotiales; Aspergillaceae. The transcript is spliced from 6 exons. Gene Ontology annotation, cellular component: mitochondrial membrane.
AUGCCCCCUAAAGCCGAUGACCAUUCGGCGCCCGACUUGGAGAUCACCAAGAGCCAGUUAACCAUUCAUCCCUCAGGAUUCACGGGAGGUCCUGAAACUCAAGAUGAUCAAAUCACCGAGCGCAAUCUGGUGCGCCACAUGGCGCGAUUCCGUGAGAAUCCCUUCGAUUUCCUCCGUGAAGUGAGUCUGUACAUGUCUGGAACAGGGUGGCGUGCAUAUGACGAUGCUAUCGGCCAACCGAUCUUCUAUUCUGGAUUCUCCGAAAAGAUGAAGACAUCGAUUUUGGGCAGUCCGCUGCUACAGAACAAGGUUACCGAGCUAGCGAACCGUCGGCUUACGGUAGAGGAGAAGGAAGGAUUGCUGGCAAUCAAGGAUGGUGCCACACUCGACGACAAACGUGCCCGCCGGCGAACUGAGCUCGAAGGGAAUCUGCGAGAAGUCGUGGAUACGAUGAUGGACGACAUGAUCUGCAAGAUGGAAAGCAAGAAGUUCAUUCGGGGUGCUUAUUACAUGUGCACCCAACUGCUGACGCGCGCUUACCAUCAGGGCAUUCAUGUGUCCAGUGAGGAGGUGUUGCGUUUAAGAUCGGUGGCCGAUGCUGCCGCAAAGAAGAAACAAUCAAUUGUAUUUCUGCCCUGCCACAAGUCGCAUGUGGACUAUGUUUCAUUGCAACUUAUAUGUUACCGCCUUGGAAUUGCUUUGCCAGUUGUGGUCGCAGGGGACAAUCUGAAUAUUCCUCUACUCGGUCCUUUCUUACAACAUGCCGGCGCUAUGUGGAUCCGUCGAAGCUUUGGAAAUGAUCCAUUGUACAAUACUGUUGUGCAGGCUUACAUCGAUACUCUUCUUCAACAAGGAUUCAACUUUGAGUGCUUUAUUGAAGGUGGUCGUUCUAGAACUGGAAAGCUGCUUUCACCCAAGUUUGGAAUUUUAAGUUUCAUCAUGGACAGCUUACUGUCAGGUCGAGUCGAAGAUACGAUCAUUUGUCCUGUCAGUACACAAUACGACAAGGUCAUUGAGACGGAGUCAUACAUUAGUGAGCUGCUCGGCCAACCAAAGGCGAAGGAAAACUUGGCCGAUCUGCUCUCCUCAUCCUCUGUCUUGUCUCUUAAGCUUGGCCGAGUCGAUGUCCGGUUCCAUGAGCCUUGGAGUCUUAGAGAAUUCAUUGGUCAACAGCUUACGCGCCUUGACUUGCCUAGCACUAACAUCAAUAACACACUCAGCUACGCGGACCGUGGCCGUAUCCUUCGAACCUUUGGCUAUCGGGUUUUAUCUGAGAUUAACGAUGUCUCCGUCAUGAUGCCAACCGCUUUGGUAGGAACUGUCCUAUUAACUUUACGCGGCCGUGGCGUCGGAAAAGGCGAAUUGGUACGGAGACUGGACUGGCUUUGCGAGCGGGUCCGGGCCAAAGGUGGCAGGGUUGCUCAUUUCUAUCGGUCCCCGACAGCUAUGGUCGUCGAUCGCGCUCUGGAUGUUCUGGGUCCCAAACUUGUCGGUGUAAUCUCUGGACUGGUCGAACCCACCUAUUAUGCGGUAGAUCGCUUUCAGCUGUCCUUCUAUCGCAACAUGCUUAUCCAUCUCUUUAUCGCCGAGGCGCUGGUCUCUGUGGCAAUGUACACGAAAAUCAAGCAAGGCGGUGGGCCUGCUAAUCAGAGAAUCACUUACGAGGCUUUGAAAACCCAAGUCUCGUUCCUUUCGCAGCUUUUCCGUGGCGAAUUUAUUUUCCCGCCUGAGGGUCUCGCUGCCAACUUUGACAAGACAUUGCGUGAUUUGGAGAAGGACGAUGUAAUCAAGAUCACCCGAGAUGAUUCGAGUACUCCGCUCUAUCUGGAGCUGAGUGAGGCUGAACGACUCUGCGGUCGUGAGAACUAUGACUUCUACUGUUUCCUGAUCUGGCCUUUCAUUGAGGCCUCUUGGCUGGGUGCAGUGUCACUCCUUGGAUUGACACCGCCUCUGGAUAGCCCCAAAGAGAUCUGGAUUGAUUCGAAGAAGGCACAGGACAGUGCACAGAUUCUUGGAAAAACAUUAUAUCACCAAGGAGAUCUUUCUUACUUUGAAGCUGUCAACAAGGAGACUCUGAAGAACUCCUAUCAACGAUUCGAAGAGGAAGGCAUCAUUCUCGUUUCGAAGAACAAAGAAUCACGGACCGGUCCGUCUCUAAGACUCGCACCGGAAUGGGCUCCACACCGGGAUCCCAACACCGGCAAAGUCAUGGACGGUGGGCGAUUAUGGGAUUUCACUGAACUAAUUGCUCAGUCUCGUCGUGAAGGAAAAAAUCGCCGGGACGGUGCAACAGUUUCCUCUCGCGUUCUGACCAUGUCCGAUCUUGUCGGACGUCAACUAUUCUUGAGUGCUGCCGCACCGGCUCCAGCCGAUGUUUCCUCGCGCCAAAUGCGCCGCAAGGCAAUUGCCACAGACGCCAAGCUCUAA